Molecule: messenger RNA, 655 nt
Organism: Emiliania huxleyi CCMP1516
Lineage: Eukaryota; Haptophyta; Isochrysidales; Noelaerhabdaceae
Exons: 4
Coding region: 87-641 (184 amino acids)
Source: RefSeq, a predicted model, not a curated record
CGGGCGACGGCGCGGGCGACGCCGGCCCGCGCGGCGGGCCGCCCGCGGUGCAGUGGGGCAAGUACGGCAUCAUCAAGGAGGACCAGAUGUACGAGAAGCAGGAGGAGUUCCUGGCGUGGCUAUCUGAGGUCAAGGGCGUGCCGCAGGAGGCGUGCUCGCAGCGCGACCUCAAGGAGCACUUCUCGACCUACGUGGAGGACUUCAACACGGCGACGCUGCCCGACGAGAAGUACUACAACCUGCGCACGUGGUACCUCAAGGAGCAGGCGCGAAAGGCGCGCGAGGGCGCCGACGCACAGGCGAGCGCCGCCGCCACGUUCGAGCGGACGACGUUCGACGACGAGGCGGCGCGCAAGGCGGAGCUCGCGAGGGAGCGCGCCAAGCGGUCCGAGGCGACGACCGCGCUGAUGGCAAAGGCGAUGGGAGAGAGCAAGGGCAGCUCGGCGCUCAUGGAGGACAUGCGGCAGCAGGAGGAGGCGCGCAGGCUCAUGCAGGUUGCAUACAAGACGGGCGACGAGUCCAAGGCGCGCGAGAUGGCGCUGCGCCUCGACCCCAACCACGUCACUGAGGAGCAGAUGCGCGCCACCUGGGGAUCGGGCGCGGGGCCGCAGCGCAAGGCGCGCAAGCCGCAGAAAUCGUGAGCGCACGGGUCCGC